Messenger RNA from Rhincodon typus (whale shark), 757 nucleotides. RefSeq names its product GDP-mannose 4,6 dehydratase. The record is from RefSeq and is a predicted model, not a curated record. Gene Ontology annotation, molecular function: GDP-mannose 4,6-dehydratase activity. The transcript has 6 exons. Gene Ontology annotation, biological process: GDP-mannose metabolic process. Lineage: Eukaryota; Metazoa; Chordata; Chondrichthyes; Orectolobiformes; Rhincodontidae. Bases 116 to 757 code for a protein of 213 amino acids.
CGAGGCCGGGGCGGGGCGGCGGCUUCCUUCACUACGCGGAAGUGGAGGUGAAGGUGAAGUGAAACGAAGCGUGUGACACUCAGCAACAAGCCCCGGGGAUUCCAAGCUGGCAGCGAUGAAUGAGCAUCAAGCGGCGGCGGGAGGUGACAGUCCGGCCCCAUCAGAAGACGGCAGGAGGAAAGUAGCCAUCAUCACUGGCAUCACCGGACAGGAUGGCUCGUAUUUGGCAGAAUUCCUCUUGCAAAAGGGCUAUGAGGUGCAUGGCAUUAUACGACGAUCUAGUUCUUUCAACACUGGGCGUAUAGAGCAUUUGUACAAGAAUCCUCGCACACACAUAGAAGGGAAUAUGAGGCUGCACUAUGGGGACCUCACUGAUAGCACAUGUCUGGUUAAGAUCAUUAAUGAAGUGAAACCCACUGAAAUCUAUAACCUGGGUGCACAGAGCCAUGUUAAAAUCUCCUUUGAUCUAGCAGAGUAUACAGCGGAUGUUGAUGGUGUUGGGACUCUUAGACUUCUGGAUGCCAUUAAAACCUGUGGCCUUAUAAAUACAGUGAAGUUCUAUCAAGCCUCGACCAGUGAACUGUUUGGCAAAGUACAGGAAAUUCCACAAAAGGAGACUACCCCUUUCUACCCUCGGUCACCAUAUGGAGCAGCCAAGCUUUACGCCUACUGGAUUGUGGUGAACUUCAGGGAGGCUUACAAUCUUUUUGCUGUCAAUGGCAUUCUUUUCAAUCAUGAAAGUCCGAGAAGAGGUUAG